AUGUUAAGGUUUUAGAAAUUGGGAGAAGAUGAAUAAGCUCGUUUGGAUCAAGAAAGCCUUAAAUAAAAAAAAGAGUUGUUAAAAUAAGAAUUUGAACACUAGGAAGAAAUAAGAAAAUAUGACAACCUCUCGAUAGUUUCAUCUAAUGAUUUCAAAUUUAAGGCAGAAUUAGAUAAAUUAUAAAGCUCAAAUAAAAGAAAACAAUAAGAAUUAGAACUUCUAUUAAAAGCAGGAUAAAAUAAAACUAAAUCUAAAACAGGAACUUCAUAAAUGUAAGCAUCAAUUAGUGGACAUGGUGUUAUUCAUUCUAUAAAUAAUCAUCAUUCUGACCCAUUGUUUGAAACAUUUAGUGGAAAUGUGAAUAUAAAGUAAUUAGAUUUAGAAUCAAAAGAUCAAUAUAUUGAAUCAUUAAAAUUAUAGGAAUCCCGAUAUGAAAAUUUAAUUUUGGAGGAAUAAGAGAAAAGUGAUUCAUUAUAAAAGAUUCUAGUAGAAAUAGAAAAAUCAAAACUAAUCUAAUAACAAAAAUGUGAAGAAUUACAAAUUAUACUCAGUAAAGCAGGAAAGAGAUAUAAUAAUACUGAUGCUGUAAAAUUGAUGGCAGAAAACAAGAGGUUUUUAAGUAAGAAAAAUCUAUAAUCUAUAAAAAAUGAGUUUGGUUAAAUGAAGUAAAUGUAAGACACAUACAAACAUUCAUAGGAAAACAAAUAAUACUAAUUAUAAAAAAUAUUAUAUGUUGGAGAAGAAAACAUAGGACAUAAUGCUUUAAAAAUAGAAGAAGCAGAACGAUUUAUAGAUGCUUAAAAUAAAGAGUUUGAAAUAUUAGAAGAGAAGAAAUAAAAUUAAUUAAAAAAAAAAUAAGAAAGUAGAUAUAUUCUUACAUAUAUUGAAUUUUUUGAGAUUUUUGAAUAAAUAUUUAUGAAUAAAGAUAAUCCAAAUGAAAUUAGAUUGGUUGAUUAAUAUAAUGUUAAUGAAGAAUUGUUAUUAAAAUAGAAUCAAAAUCAAUAAAUUGAUAAUUUAUAAUAAGAAUAAGAGAUCAAUUUUGAUAGAAAUGAAUUACUAUCUUAAAUUAAUAAAUUUUAUUAAGAAAAUGAGUAAAGAACUUAAUAUAUUCUUGAAUUUAUGUUAGAGAAGUAUUGGCAUCUUUAAUAGGAAUUAACAAAAAAAAGUAUAUCAUAUGAAAAUCUUUUAAAAUAGAAGGAAAUACUUUUAGACGAAAUUGAAAAUCUAGAUUAUGAGUUAUUAGAAUUAAAAUAGAAGAAUCCAAAUUUAGAAAUUCAUGAAUAAUCUAUUGUUGCUGAAGAUGCAGGUUUGAUGAAUUUGAAAAAUGAAACAACUACUUUAAAUAUCAAGAGGAUGGAAAUAGAAGAACAUCCUGAAUAAGUAGUAUGGAUAAAGGCUACAAAAACAUAAGGAUUAUUAAUGAAUUUUUAAUUGGGAUUAGCUGAAUAUUUACAUAGAAUUUAUUAGAUAAUUUAAGCAAUAGAUUAAAAAAAUAAAGAAAAUAAGAAAUUUAAAUAUACAAACUUAAAUAAUGAAAUAAAUGGAAUUAAUUUAUUAAUAUCAAAGAUAUAUAAUAUAAUUAAAAGUUCAAAUCAAAUUAAUGAGUUAACUUAAUAACAUUUAAAUUAAUUUGCAAUAUAUAAUAUUGUAAUAGAAGUAUUUCCUACAUUCAAAGAAUAAGAAUUACAUUAAAUCAGUUAGUACUUCUAUAUUUAAAGUAAAACAGAUUAAAUUUUAUGGUUUAAUUUAAAUGUAGAAAAUUUAACAAAAUUUUUAAAAUCUUAAGAAAAUCCAACCUUAUAAAAGUUGUUGAGUCCAGAAAUCAUAAAUGAAUUCAGAGAUCUAUUAAUAGAAAUAUUUAAAUAUAAUUUUCAUAAAUUAUUUGAAUAUUAUCAAACCAUGUAUAAAAAAAUUAGAGAUAUCAGUUCGGAUUUACUUUAAUAUUUAAAAGAAAUUAAUCCAAAAUUUGAUAUUAAGAAAUUAUCUAAAUUAUUAUUAAGAGAAGGUUAAGACAUUUAAUCAGCUAAAGAUUUAAUUAUAAGAAGAAUGAUGGAAUAUAAAACAGGAGAUAAUAUGCCAUUUAAUGGUAAAAAUGAUUUAAAUAAAAUCUAAAGUAUGAGACCAAAAACUGAAGAAGAAUAAAUUUAGAGUGUUUCUUAACAAUAAUAAUAAUAAUCAGAUUAAUAAGAUCCCUCUUUAUUAUUUCCAAAAAAAUAGAGAUUAGAUGAAGAAAAAUUAACUUAAAUUUAAACAUUUUUUAGGGCUAAAAUAAGAGAGAAAAAUGAGUAAUUAAGAGAUCAAAAAAAUAAUGAUACUAUUUCAACAAAGGAUAGACCUGGUAGUAAUAUAGAAUAAUUAAAUUCUGAAAGUAUAUCUAUGAUUAAAGGUGAAAAUAAAAUGAAUAGGGCAAAAUCAAAGAAAUUAAUGGAGAGUAAGACAGCUCGUAAUUUAAAGGAUGAUUUAGAAUAAGAAAGGAGUUUAUUAAAGGCAUAAAUAGCAGCUGAUUUAUUAAGAUUGAAAGAAGAAUAAGAAAGAAAAGAUAAACCUUUAAUGAAAGAAUAAUAAAAUGAAAUUAAGGUUUAAAUUAAAUAAGCUACAGAGAGAUUAUAUGGAGAAAGAUAAUAUACAGUUUAAAUUAUGAGAAAUAUGGCAUAAACAACUGGGAUUUUAAGUGAUAUUAAUUAAUUGGAACAUUUCUCUUCAAAAAUUGAAUCUCCUUAAUUAGUUGGUUAAUUUGUUAUUUAAAGAAAGAAUUUACAUAGAAAUUUAAAUAAAGAGUUAGGUUUACCAACUUUAUCUUAUUUGAAACCUACAAGUGCUUAUUUUUCAAGGAGAAAUCAAUCCUCUGAAUAAAUAAAAGCAAUGGAUUAUAAAAGAUAUAAUGAAAUAGAAAAUGGAGUUAGUUCAAGACCUUAUACAUAAUAUUAAUCAAGUCGUAAGCCUUAAACUACUUCAAAUAACAAUAGUUCUAGAAAAAGAACUAAUUAAAAUUAAGAUGAAUUAAAAAAUAAAUAUUCUGGAAGAACAAGAGUCACAAAUAAUAAUGAAUCCAUGAAUACAUAUCCUAUGCCAUAAGAAGUAUUUUAAUAUGAAUAUCCUAAAUCACUAUUGGUACCAGCAGCAUCAUGA
Messenger RNA from Paramecium pentaurelia, 3129 nucleotides. The record is from the annotation of a GenBank genome assembly. Lineage: Eukaryota; Ciliophora; Oligohymenophorea; Peniculida; Parameciidae.